Molecule: messenger RNA, 1253 nt
Organism: Emericellopsis atlantica
Lineage: Eukaryota; Fungi; Ascomycota; Sordariomycetes; Hypocreales; Bionectriaceae
Product: Snf7-domain-containing protein
Exons: 4
Coding region: 260-931 (223 amino acids)
Biological process (GO): vesicle budding from membrane; late endosome to vacuole transport via multivesicular body sorting pathway
Cellular component (GO): cytoplasmic side of plasma membrane; ESCRT III complex; multivesicular body
Source: RefSeq, a predicted model, not a curated record
CAGCAGGACUCAAGCUGUACCCUGUGAGUGGCAUAACCUGUUUGCCUGACGAAGCUUUCCGUUUAAAUUGCUAAUCAUGAGCAACGUAGCCACAGUCACCCAGCUACUACGACGACCCCACUAUCACGCGAACCUCAAUUGCCAGCGACGACUCCUUCGACCCAAAACAGCUCCGCGCCCCUGGUAAAUCAAAGGUGUAUGCUAGCCUGCAUACAAGAACCCGACUACUCUCACAUCCUCAUCUCAUACGCACAUCAACAUGUGGGGCUGGUUCGGCGGCGGCGGCGCGGCCCAGAAGCGCAAGGACAGCCCCAAGAAUGCCAUCCUGGGUCUGCGUUCGCAGCUCGAUAUGCUCCAGAAGCGCGAGAAGUACCUACAGUCGCAAAUCGAUGAGCAAGAGAAUAUUGCGCGGAAGAAUGUCAACACAAAUAAAACGGUCGCCAAAGCGGCGCUGAGACGCAAGAAGACACACGAGCACUCGAUCGAGCAGACCAUUGCACAGAUUGGAACCCUGGAGCAGCAGAUCAACUCGAUCGAAUCCGCCAACAUCAACAGGGAGACACUCGCCGCGAUGCAGAAGGCCGGUGAUGCGAUGAAACAAAUCCACGGCAAACUCACCCCCGAGAAGGUCGACGAGACAAUGGAAGUACUGCGCGACCAGAACGCGCUCAGCGAAGAGAUUGUGGGAGCCAUUGUCGGCAAUCAAUUCGGGGAGGGUGUCGACGAAGCAGACCUCGAAGAGGAUUUGGAGCGCUUGCAACAGGAGGCUGUGGACGAGCAAAUGCUCAAGGCUGGUACCGUACCCAGCGCCGACGCUGUGAAUCGGCUUCCCUCGCCGGCUCAACAAGAGCCUGUGUCAAACAGGAAACAAGCAGUGGUGGAUGACGAAGAGGCUGAGCUGGAGAAGCUCCGCGCUGAGAUGGCCAUGUGAAGCAACCCCCACCAUAUCUCUCGAUACUCGAGCGACCCGCAAGCGAAGCAUGGGCCGUGCACCGAGUUCUGGUGCACGCCCAUUCCACUUAUGUCAUUUCGUGUUGUUCCGUGGCGUUGGCGUAUUCGUGUUUCAGCCUUGAUGCUUCAAUGAGUGGGCGGCUGGGGGAGAUGCCCGAUGGGUGGAUGUGAUGCGGUACGUGUGAUGUCUGGGCGGUCUUUUCUCUUCAAUGUUUAUUUCACGGUAGAGACAUUUUAGAUACUUACAAACAACGAGGAAUACCUGGAAAUGCGGGCCACGAGGAGUUCCAUCCGUCAAUCCC